This is a messenger RNA of Amoebophrya sp. A25, 173 nucleotides long. The record is from the annotation of a GenBank genome assembly. Lineage: Eukaryota; Dinophyceae; Syndiniales; Amoebophryaceae.
UUUCAUCAUCCAAGAUGAAACUAGUACAUGUACUCGAGACAGCAGGUCCCAAUGAUCAACAUGAUACCAUCGACAACUCGAAGGUCCCAAUGAUCAAUCUCGAACAACCGCAAUUGAGGCUGUACCUAAUACAUCUUUGGACGCAUCCUACAUCCUUGACGAAAUGUAUGGAC